AUGGCCGAUAAUCAUGCGAAUGUAACUGUGGCAGUGUAUAAGAAACCACAGCAUCAACUCAGCGUCGUUAUCAUUGGGGCAGGUCUCGCAGGAUUGGCGCUGGCAGGGCUUUUGGGAAAAUCGGGACACAAUGUCGUUGUUCUUGAAGCAGCACCACAGAUUUCCGAAGUAGGCGCAGGCCUUACUUGUGCACCAAACCUGACGCGUUUGCUGAGUCGGUGGGGAUUGGAUGGUUCUCUUCGCCCCAAGACAGAUGCUCUUCAACAUGUUAGCCUGCGACGUUGGCAAGGCGGUGAGGUUUUGGGCGCAUCGCCACUGAUGCCAGAGGUGGAACGAAGAUAUGGCGCCCCUCAAUACGUGGUUCAUCGAGCGGAUGUCCACACUGCCCUGAUGCAUCAGGCUGCCGGGAGUGCCGAUAUCCAGAUAAACAGCACGGUCGUUGCUAUUGAUUUUCAGAAACCUUCGGUCACGCUUGAAGAUGGCAGAGUGAUCGAGGCAGAUUUGAUUGUCGGUUCGGACGGGAUGAAAUCAACCUGUCGUAAGUUGAUGUACGAGCAGCUCGGUCAAAUCGACAAAGCCAUACCGACAGGAGAUGCUGCCUUCCGCGCGUGCAUCCCAUUGGAAAAGGUGACCGAUCCUGACCUUCGAGAAUUCGUGCAACGACCAAACGCCACGAGGUGGAUGGGUGCAGGCCGACAUGUGCAGGGUUACCCUAUCAGACACGGAGAACUGUACAAUUUGGUAAGCAAGAUUCGAUUCAAAUCAAGCAUGACUGACGAGUGGGACAAGGUCAUGUGCCAUCCCGACCCUGGGUUUGCGGAAGAAUCUUGGACAGCAAAAGCGUCCAAGGAAGAUAUGCUCCGUCAAUUUGGAGACUGGGAUCCUGGUUUUCUCCGAAAGUUGGUGGAUUUGAUUCCCGAUGACAAUAUUCUAAUUUGGCAACUGUGCCAACAUGAACCUUUGCCUACAUGGGUGAUGGGCAAGCUGGUCCUGAUGGGAGAUGCAUGUCACCCGAUGCUGCCCUACGUCGCACAAGGUGCUGCGCAAGCAAUUGAAGAUGCCGCAGUUCUCCAUCUUGCCCUGAAUUGUGUUUCCAGUGCCGAUGAACUGCCUGUCCUUCUUAAAGCGUACGAAUUGGCGAGGAAACCCCGUGCGGAGCACAUCAUGAGCGUUGCUGGCGACAAUCGGGUGGGUUUACAUCUCCCCGACGGCCCGGAACAGGAAGCACGAGACGACAAGUUUAGACUUCUGGCACAAGGAGGAGACAAUCCAGAUCUUUUGGGCAAUGAUAAGACGCAACUGGCAUUGUGGGGUCACGACCCCGAAAAAGAAUUUCUGGAGAACCGUGAAGGUGAGUCUACAGCUUUCUCGACAGAUAACUGA
Molecule: messenger RNA, 1383 nt
Organism: Exophiala mesophila
Lineage: Eukaryota; Fungi; Ascomycota; Eurotiomycetes; Chaetothyriales; Herpotrichiellaceae
Exons: 3
Coding region: 1-1383 (460 amino acids)
Biological process (GO): secondary metabolite biosynthetic process
Molecular function (GO): FAD binding; monooxygenase activity
Source: RefSeq, a predicted model, not a curated record